AUGUCUUCUGAAAUAACUAAAAUACAAACACCUAAUAAUAUGUCUUUCAAAUUAAAUACGCCUGAUAAUAUGUCUUUUGAAAUAAAUACAUCUUAUAAUAAUAUGUUUUUCGAGUUAACUGAAGAUACAACCAAUGAAUUAGCUGAAAUAGAAAUAGUUAAUAAUAUGUCUUUUGCAAUAGCUGAGACAGAAAUGUCCAAUAAUAGGUUAGAAAAUCCAGAAAUAACAAGAGAAACCCAUUUGGAUCAAUAUAACAGUAAUGUUGUACCAUUGCAUAAUUUGGGUUUUAUGAAUGUUAAAUGUUCACAUUGUGGUGCUUUACAUUGGAAAGAUGAAAAAGUUUCUGGAAUGGUAAAGAAACUAAUCUUUAGCAUAUGCUGUGCGAAAGGCAAGGUGCAUUUACAAUCAUUGGCCCCAACUCCUCCAAAUUUACUUUCUCUACUAACUGAAAAUAAUGCAUGUGCACAAAAUUUUCGAAUCAAAAUCCGUAUGUACAAUUCAGUUUUUACGUUUACAUCAAUGGGUGCAAAGAUUGAUGAGCAAGUAACAGGAACUAGCAGUGUAUACUCUUUUCGAAUCCAUAGAGAAAUGUAUCACCAAAUAGGUAUACUUUUACCAGAAAAUCCUGCAUGCCCGAAAUUUUAUCAAAUUUAUCUGUAUGAUACAGAUGAACAGCAGUUACAUAGGCAAU
Cetraspora pellucida is the source of this 691-nucleotide messenger RNA. The record is from the annotation of a GenBank genome assembly. NCBI's taxonomy places the organism in Eukaryota, Fungi, Glomeromycota, Glomeromycetes, Diversisporales, Gigasporaceae.